Messenger RNA from Manihot esculenta (cassava), 1496 nucleotides. RefSeq lists its product as uncharacterized. The record is from RefSeq and is a predicted model, not a curated record. The coding region runs from base 142 to 1242 and encodes 366 amino acids. Lineage: Eukaryota; Viridiplantae; Streptophyta; Magnoliopsida; Malpighiales; Euphorbiaceae. The transcript has a single exon.
GCCACCACUAAGCCCACCACAAAAACAUUCCUCCCCCGUCUCAACCAUACACUUUUCCACUUACACUGAUUAAAUUGCCAUUCACGCAUUAUUCUCCUUAAAACCUCAAAGCAGAAAGAGGCAUUUCAUUUAGCACAGAAAAUGGGCUGCAGCUCCUCUAAGAGAGUUGAGGCCACCCUUGAUGUCUACCGUCCACCACCAUCAAGCUUUGCGGUUUUUGAUAUCAACUCCAUACAAGAGCCAUGGCUCUCGCUUGAUAAUUCUGCUCGAGAAAACCAAGAGAAGUCCACGCACCUGCCGGCUCCUAUACUUGAGAAGCUCAACAAGCUGGAAUCCGAUGCUCCUCAUUCAUGGGAAGAGGUAAGCAAAGCCCUGGAAGAGCUCAAUAACAAAAAUUCUGUUGUCGCUCCUGUAAGGCCCAGUACCCUGAACCCGCCUGCGAAAGUUACUGCCGCGUCCGCCAAUCCCACCCCAGAAAAGACACCACCCCCACGUAAGAGCUCCUCUUUUCAUACCCUUGAAGAACUGGACGCUAAACUGUCUUCAAAACCCCAAAAAGAGCUAAGAAAAACCGAAUCCUUGCGCACUGAGUUGAAGAAACCAGAGGCCACAAAGAUUGAGUCACGAGUCAUGGUUGAGCCAGCAACCGAGUCAGGGAACGUUAUCAAGCCAGUGAAAGAGAACAUAUUCAUAUUAAGGGAUAGGCAAGAGAGAGAGAAAGAGGGGAAGAUGGCGAACUACGACAAGAUAAAGUGGGACCCGCUGAGUGACUUCCCAGAGAAGUGUCCACCGGGAGGAGGUGACUCAGUGGUUAUCUAUACGACGUCGUUGCGUGGGGUGCGUAGAACAUACGAAGACUGCAACCGCUUACGCUCCUUACUGGAAGUACACAGAGUGGUGUUCGACGAAAGGGACGUGUCCUUGCAUGGAGAGUUCUUGAACGAGAUAAGAGAAUUGCUGGGAGAAGAGGGGAGCGUACCUAGGGUUUUUGUGAAAGGAAGGUACAUAGGAGGAGUGGAGAAGGUGGUGGAGCUGAACGAGUCGGGUCGACUAGGGAGGAUACUAAACUGGGCACGUGUGGAGAGAGGGGUGGGGAGACAAGCGUGUGAAGGGUGUGGAGGUGCUAGGUUUAUGCCGUGUUUGGAUUGUGGUGGGAGUUGUAAGGUCAUAGUUGAUGGAGUGAAGGAGAGGUGUGGCAAGUGUAAUGAGAAUGGAUUGGUCCUUUGUCCUGCUUGCCUCUAGUUAAUGAUGGGAUGUUGUUUGUGGAGAAUUUGAUUUUAAUUUGAAUUUGGCAUGUUGUGGAUGAAAAAACAUGGGUGGUGGUGUGGAGGAGCUUCCAAGUUGAUGUUUGGUAUCUUUUUCAUGUGAAGAUUUUGAAGUUGACAGAAUUGAAAUUAUGUAAGCUUGAGAAAAUAUAAAUUGUGAAGAUUUUGUCUGUCUACUUUUUCUUAGAGAAAAUUAAGUGAUAUUAAUGUCAUAAUGCUCCUUUUAAUUUA